Messenger RNA from Rhinolophus ferrumequinum (greater horseshoe bat), 1727 nucleotides. RefSeq names its product neurocalcin delta (gene NCALD). Gene Ontology annotation, biological process: calcium-mediated signaling. The record is from RefSeq and is a predicted model, not a curated record. Bases 380 to 961 code for a protein of 193 amino acids. Lineage: Eukaryota; Metazoa; Chordata; Mammalia; Chiroptera; Rhinolophidae. Gene Ontology annotation, cellular component: cytosol. Gene Ontology annotation, molecular function: calcium ion binding; tubulin binding; actin binding. The transcript has 7 exons.
GGAAAGAAAAAAAAAUCAUAGCCUGAGGUUGCUAAGAUCUACAGUAAGAACACAAUCUUCUGUGAAAUUGUGAAGAAGGAAAAAGAAAUUCAUGCUAGUUUUGUUGUCUCACCUCAAACUGCAAACACAUCUACUCACGUGGGCAUUUUAUCAUCUCGUCACCAUAAGAAGGAGUGACUUCUUCUGACUUGAGCCUGCAGUGUGUUUUGAGAGAUCGGCUACCAGAUCAUCUCAACUUUGCUCUCUUGGAACCACCCACUUGUGACAAUCAUAAAUUACAGAACCAUAGAACUGCUGGUGGAAAAUUUGUCCUGAUACGGUGGAAGGCUCCGAGACCCGAGGCACUGCGUGACUGCAUAUCUGAAUUCUUGCUGCCAGGAUGGGGAAACAGAACAGCAAGCUGCGCCCAGAGGUCAUGCAGGACUUGCUGGAAAGCACAGACUUUACAGAGCACGAGAUCCAGGAAUGGUAUAAAGGCUUCUUGAGAGACUGCCCCAGUGGACAUUUGUCAAUGGAAGAGUUUAAGAAAAUUUACGGGAACUUUUUCCCUUAUGGGGAUGCUUCCAAAUUUGCAGAGCAUGUCUUCCGUACCUUCGAUGCCAAUGGAGAUGGGACAAUAGACUUUAGAGAAUUCAUCAUAGCCCUGAGUGUCACAUCGAGGGGCAAGCUGGAGCAGAAGCUGAAAUGGGCCUUCAGCAUGUACGACCUGGAUGGAAAUGGCUACAUCAGCAAGGCAGAAAUGCUAGAGAUUGUGCAGGCCAUCUAUAAAAUGGUUUCAUCUGUAAUGAAAAUGCCUGAAGAUGAGUCAACUCCAGAGAAAAGGACAGAAAAGAUCUUCCGCCAGAUGGACACCAACAGAGAUGGAAAACUGUCCCUGGAAGAGUUCAUCCGAGGGGCCAAGAGCGACCCAUCCAUAGUGCGCCUCCUGCAGUGUGACCCCAGCAGCGCUGGCCAGUUCUGAGCCUGCACCCCAGGAAUCGUAGAGCUGCUUGUGUUCCCUUGUGAUUUUUCUUUUUAACAAUUUUUUUUUUUUUUUUUUUUUUGCCAAACAAUAUUGACGGUGAUGCUGUUCCCUGUGCGGUCAGAUGCACCUUCCUCCGUGAUGCCCGCCUUCAGCUUCUUUUGUCCUGGAUGCUUCAUGGGGCUGCCCAGAGCCCCAGCGCACUUGUGGAGAGCAUGGACAGUGCUGUCGUGCACAGGCUUUGUGGUGUUCAUUGCUCUGAUGAUUUUUAAUCGUUAUUAUUAUUAUUUUGUCUUGAUUCUAAUGUCUCUAUUCCAAAACUGAAGACUCGGGGAGGCAAGAGAGGGGAAAUCAGUCCAGUGCAAUGAUGCUAUCGCAAGCUGCAAGGGGCUUGUUUGAAAAACAAAACUCCCCCUGGAUCUGCUGUCACACAUGCCCUAGGGAUGAUGUCACCAGAUUCAGGAUCCCCAAGGACAAAGAACCCUCUGGGGCCAGGCUAUUAAAGGGACCUGGGGAAUUUCCCCUGCAGGUCCGCCCCACCCCCGCCCCCAGCAGGCUGUAGUUUCUAAGCUGUGAACAUUUUAAGGUAAAUUAAUAGGGGAGAGGGAAAAGAUGGCUCAGCUAUUUUUUCACAGGUUUACAUUAGUUGAGCUAAGAUGAAUUUCUUUGGAAAUUGAAACACAAAUGGUAACUUAUAUUUCGAGACCAGACCCAUCUUGUUGCCUCUUGUGAUUUAAAAAAAAAAAAAAAUGCUGUAUAUAAAAUA